Rana temporaria (common frog) is the source of this 4030-nucleotide messenger RNA. RefSeq names its product proline, glutamate and leucine rich protein 1 (gene PELP1). Gene Ontology annotation, biological process: rRNA processing. NCBI's taxonomy places the organism in Eukaryota, Metazoa, Chordata, Amphibia, Anura, Ranidae. Gene Ontology annotation, cellular component: nucleus. The transcript is spliced from 17 exons. The coding region runs from base 8 to 3388 and encodes 1126 amino acids. The record is from RefSeq and is a predicted model, not a curated record.
CCGGCUGAUGACGCGGAGUAGUGGCGGCGGUGGCGGGAAGAUGGCGGCGGUGUGUGUAGGGGUGCGAAUGAUGGAGGCGAUCGUGAGCGGGCUGCUGGAGAAGGAGCUGAGCGAGGGAGAGCUGGCCGAGACCAUCCGGGGCCUGCGGGAGCAUGGAGUGCUGCGGGGGGAGGGUUCCUCUGCUUCCUUUCCAAGUCUCCUGGCUAGCUGUAACUCUCGGUUGGUGUCGGCUGCUACCAGGAUCGAGGGCUUAUCUCUCUUGUCCUUGGUUGUUGAAGAAUCUCCUACAGAUAUAUUCCAGCAGCAUUGUAUCUCCUGGAUUCGCAGCGUCUUGCAGGUCAUACAGUCCCAGGACCCCCCCAGGGUAAUUAGUUUGGCGGUUUUCGUGCUACGCUCUCUUCUCUCGCAUUCCUCUGCACUGCCAGAAUUAUCACGGGAAAUCUCCACCAAUCAGGUCCCAGGACUUCUUACUUCACUGCUGGGCCUGAGACGCCAGUGUCUGAUGCCAGCCCUAGAAGGGAUCCGGUCCUGCCUGAUCACAUAUCCCCGAGCCUGUGGAGCCCUGCGGGGGAAACUCACUGCCUUUUUCUUGAGUCUUUUGGAUGAAGAAAGUCUUCAGAUUCAAGAGAUGGCCUGUCAGUGCUUCUCCCUCCUUCCAUCUUUGGGCUCUGGCUUCUCACAGGGAGUUAAACACACAGAGAACUGGGAACGGCAGAUGCAGAGUGUUCUAUGCUCACUUCAUGCCGUGUUCGAACAGGUCUAUCAAAAUGCUGAGACUGACACCACCCACUAUGAUGGACCUGGCACUGAACUGGAUCUUUCAAUCCUUGAAGAUGACGGUUCAUCCAGUAUUCUGCAGCUGGUGAGAAGGUUUUCGGCACUGGGACUAUGUGUGCGGCUGCUGCUCAGGGAGCAGUUCCCAGCUCCAGUGCGAGUUCCUGUGGCAGAUAUACUGAACCUGGUCUGCAGAGUGGUGAACGUAAGCGCUAAAAACUUGAGUUGGCAGGGGGAAGAGGCCAUAAAGCUACUUGUUCUACCUCGUGUCCAUCUGAGUGCUCUGGACAUCCUGGAAGCCACAAUCCUAGCAUGCGGACCCCGUCUCCUGCCGUUCUGUACAAUGAUUUGCAGGGUAUUCCCACAACUUCUCAGUUCCUGGGCAGCUAUUCGAGGGGCAGGAGGAAUCCCACCUGGGCAAGAGAGGCCUUACAGUGCCCUCCGUGAAGCGGUGUAUCGUGUGCUGGAGCGAUGGGUAACCAUGUGUGGAGUUUCUUCUGGGAUUUUGCAAGGGAUGUCCCAUCAUUCUGAUGUUUUACUGGCCCACAUCCUAAGUGAUAUCAAUCCACCCACAGACAACGUAAAGAUAUCAGGAUUUGUGCAGCUUGGAGCAAAGAAGCAGAAAGUUUCAGAAAUGACGAAUGGAGAUUUCCAUAGUCACAGGAAGAAGGAAACCACUGCAAACACUGAGCUGUGUAUAGCGGCCCUUAGAGCCCUUUGCUCCAUUGUUCUAUAUGGAGGGUCACUGAUAAAGGAUGACACGCAUCGGCGCCUUCAAGAGUUCUCCAUCCCCUUACUGCUACGUCUCCAGCAAGGCUCUGAUCAGUGGACGGGCCCAUACAUCAGCAGUGACUGCCGCAAACAACUUUAUCGGCUGCUUCUGUCCCUGAUCUUGACUCCAAGCCCUCGUCUGCCCGCUCCUCUGCACUGUGCUGUCAGGAUCUUUAGAGGGGGAAUAACAGAGGAGAGCGCACAGGUGUCCAUGUUCUGUGCAGAAGCCCUUGCUAUUUGCCGAGUCAUCAUUCACCCGCGUGUGCCCACCCUUCAGAGACCCCUUCCACAGCACGGGCCUCGUCCACCUAUACAGUCUGAGAUACCCGCCCAGCGACUUCCUGUUCCAGCUCGUCCACUUACAUUCCCAGCUCCAUCUCCAGCAAACCACCUUCCGGUCAGAACCCCAGUUCCUCCACAGCCCAUAGAGCCCCCAGCUGCCCCAGCAGUGCAGUCCCCUCCAGAGACUUUGGGAAAGACCCCACGUCCAGUCUUUGUCCACUAUGAGAAAGAAGAAUCCUCAGAUGUGGAGAUUUCCUUAGAGAGCGAUUCUGACGACAGCGUCGUAAUAGUACCUAAAGGCUUCCUUCAAAAACCAGCACCGAAAUCUGAACCUUCCCCACCUUCAGUCAAACCCCUUGUUGAGGAGAUGGCAGAGGUUCCCACCAUUCAUAAUGCUCCGUCACCAAGCACAGCGGCACUUCCCCAACAAGCACCACCACCACCUCUUGCAUGCUCAGUUCCUGCUGCUCCACAGAUACCAAUCGCCACCGAAGCACCUGCACCUCCCCUUCUUCUUCCUGUUCCUCCUCCUCCUCCCCCUUCCCAGUCAGAGGGCGACAUGGUCAUCAACAUCAACAGCACGGACGAUGAAGAGGAGGAGGAGGAAGAAGAUGAAGAUAUGUAUGACGAGGAGGAAGAUGAAUAUUAUGAAGAGGAGGAGGAGGAUGAAGAUCUGGAAGGUCUAGAUGAUGAGGAGGAAGAAGAAGACUUUGAAGAUGAGGAAGGUAUGUCAGAAGAGGAAGAUGAAGAGGAGGAUCUGGAAGGAGAAGAUGAGGAAGAGGAAGAAAUAGAAGAUGAAGAGAGCUUAAUGCAUGAAGCAAGAUUAAUGCAUGACGAGAUGCAGCUUGGUACAGCAGUGGAAUCUAUACAGGAAGUAGAAGCCAUACAGGACAUAGAAGCCAUACAAGAUGUAGAACAUAUUCAAGAUGUAGAAGCAGUCCAAGAUAUAGAGGCUUUACACGACGCGGAAGAUGUCCCAGAAUCUGUACCUGAGGUAGAGCCUGUAUUAGAGGACACUAAACCAGUAAUGCAGCAAGAAGCAGAGCUGGAAGAGGGCCCACCCCGUUUGUCCCCCAUACAGGAAGAUGAUGGUGGAGACACAGACCUCCUGAUGGUGGUAGAGAGUGAAGACCGAGAGAACCCAGAAGAUGAGCUUCAAGACAGGGACUCAGACGCAGAAGUGACAUCUAGCCCCCCUCCACCUCCUGUACUAACUCCACCACCCCCACCACAUACAGACCCUGAACCUCCUCAAGUGGAGGAAACUGUGGAUCCCGAGGAGGAGGAGGAUGAUGAUGAUGAAGAUGUUGUUGAUGAUAUUGAUGAUGAUGAUGACGAUGACAUGCCUGACUCUGAGCCACCUAUAAUUGAAGAGCUGGAAGAUGAACCUGUGAAAGAAAUACAUGAGGAAAAGAAGGCAGAGGGGAUUGUAGAAGAAGAGGAGAUGGUAGAGGAUACAAAGGAGGAGGAGGAGGAGGAAAUCCGGGAUGCCGACUCCAUGCUGGCGGACUUUAUUGACUGCCCUCCUGAUGAAGACGAAGUUCUAAGAACCAUCACGUGACCUACGACGCGUUUUCCGCCUUUGGACCACCGCGUCUCCUUGGACGUCUUUGCAUUACACUAGAUGCUCGCAGCCUCGCUCCAUCUUCCCAGAUACUGACCCACAAGACCAUGCCAGCGGUGACUUGCUUAUGGGCAAACCUGAGUGCUGAGCAGUUUUUUUUUGUUUUUGUUUUUUAUCUUUGUGUUGCAUUUAAAUGACUUGGUAUCCUGACGUAAAAUUAUUACUAUUUUCUUUCUCGUAGGUGGGAUUGCUAUAAAUAUAUAUAUUUUUUAAGUUAACUAGGCUGCUGGGAACAUAACUUGGUUCAUAUUUUUUUUUUUUUUGCCUUUUUUUUAAGUUCAUUUUAUUGUGCCUUUUAGGCUCCAAAUGUAGAUUUUUGUGUUAGUGAAAUACAAAGAUUAAAAUGAACUCCACUUAACUUGAAGGGUGCUUGCACAGGAUGUGACACCGUAUGCAGCACUUGAACCAUUUAGUAUCGGAUGUUACUGAAGAGGUGGGAAUUGGGGGAGGGGUGGCACUGCAGUUGUUUGCAUCCAAAAUAGUUUUGAUAUUGGUGUGUACCCUCACUACGAACUGUAAGUCUUUUCUCAAUGUGACGGUUUAAAGUGACAAUAAAUGAAAAAGAAACUUUAAUUUUCA